AUGAGCACAAUGCAACUAUUUCACCUCGUGCUCGUGAUUCUAACACCGCUCAUGCUUGCGGAACCAGCGCCAGUAUCAGUACCACCGGCAUCAGAAGGCGAUGCGGUUCCGCAAAGAGCAAGGGCAUCAGCCGAAUAUAGUCGCGACGAACAAAUAGUUCAAGGCUUCUACUUUGAGGGCACAAGUCGACUUUCAGACGUAAUGCGCACAUGUUUGUCGCGUGAAAUUGGAAGCACGGAAUUUUCAACCCCGCUCUAUGCAAUGGUUGCAAGAGGAACGCCGUUAUCAAGUGUCACUCUGCAGGAGACGCUCCACCAUUGUAGGCAAGUAACUCAGUUCGAUCUACAGGAUCUGUCUAGAUUGGUGCAGAGCGCCGAGCGCUCUAGGCAUGGUAUUUCUUUAUUUGAUAACAUCGAAACAACGCGGCUCUUGGUAGAAAACGCGAUAUCCAACCGCGUGCUGGUUAAUCUUCUGCUAACAAAGAACAGAGAUCUCGAGUCUCAAAUCCAUGUACUGCGACAGAUCUGCAACAAGCUUACUAGCGGAAUCAGCGAGUCCUCUUCCACCAUAAGCUUCAGCCCUGAUAAUCUCAAGAAACAGCACAUAAUCAAGCGUAGUUCACCAUUCAAGGAACUAAACCUCAACGAGCUUCUCGCCGGCUACACAGCUCCGAGUAGAGUCAAACACAAGACUUCGCUCGUCAUCAAUGACUUUUUACGUGUGAUCUUCAGACAGGUUUGUGGACCAGAUCCCUCAGAUAUAUGGAAUUUUGCUCAUCGUACAUCUAAUGUAUCGCGCAAGCCGGAUUUACAAGAUCUGCCUGAGUCCAUAGUUAUCACACUCAACGAUUUCGUAUUGGAUGCGCUUAGCCUCGGCAACGAGGAUUUGGAGGGAUACAGAUUGAAUUCGAUAAGAAGCUUGCGCACUAGUUACUGGAUCUCUCUGGGUACAUCCGAUGAAGAACGCGAGAAAAAGUUCAACUAUCUGCUGGAGCAAAAAACUUUCUACUGCGGCCAAAUCAGGACCUGUAUCGCAAAGCACUUUGACUGGGAGUCUAAAGAGCUGGUCAAACUGCAACAGGCUUUUAGAAACCAUUACUUCCAUAGCUUUUUGUUCGUGCUUCUAUGCCAGCUCAUGCUUGUGCAAUUAGCUAUAGGACAGAAAGGAAAUGUUUCGACAAUAGGACAAGAACAAGAUAUUUCGGCAGCGGGACAACAACAAAAUAUCUCAGCGACAGAAGAAGGAGACGAAGUCGUUCCUCAAGGUCUCGGAGAUGCUUUUAGCUCAUUCGGUAGAGGUGUUGUGAAUUUCGGCAAAAAAGUUGGAAAUUUCCUAGGAGAAAUGUUCAAAUACCCGAUGUCUUUCCAAUAUAUGCCUUCUUCAUAUGGAUCAUCAAGUCGUCAGCAACAAUACCAACAAGGAUACGGAUACUAUCCACAAGGAUACGGAUACUACUGAGCGAUUACCGAAAUGUGAUAUCAUUCUGUUGAGCUAGAGC
Molecule: messenger RNA, 1498 nt
Organism: Cylicocyclus nassatus
Lineage: Eukaryota; Metazoa; Nematoda; Chromadorea; Rhabditida; Strongylidae
Source: the annotation of a GenBank genome assembly